This is a messenger RNA of Anopheles maculipalpis, 2157 nucleotides long. RefSeq names its product armadillo repeat-containing protein 8-like. Gene Ontology annotation, cellular component: GID complex. The coding region runs from base 193 to 2154 and encodes 653 amino acids. The record is from RefSeq and is a predicted model, not a curated record. Lineage: Eukaryota; Metazoa; Arthropoda; Insecta; Diptera; Culicidae. Gene Ontology annotation, molecular function: protein binding. The transcript has 9 exons. Gene Ontology annotation, biological process: proteasome-mediated ubiquitin-dependent protein catabolic process.
AAUGUGAAAAAUCAAACUGCGUGUGUUUUGGAUUUCUUUUCCCCUUUGCAAAACCCGCAACAUCAAAUAAUUUGCAGCAGUAGCAGCAGCAGCAGCGGCCCCGUUAUUGCUCUGUCCGGCUUUUGUUCUGGCCGUAAGCUCCCAGUUCACGCACGGUUUGGCAGUGCACCCCAAUCAGCUCACCACACAAGAAUGGAACCGUUCACCUGCUUCAUGGAUGUGGAAAAUUCGCGCUCCUACAUCGACGAGCUGUACUCGGAGGAAAACUGCAAGUGUCAGGAAGCGAUCGUCUGCCUGAAGAAUGCUGUCAUCGGAUCGAACAAAAAGAAAGGCUCGAUCAUAUCGCAGGGUAUUGUGCCGCGGUUGAUCGCGCUGUUGUGCAAUGCCGGGAAGCCGCUCCAGCUUCGGAUCGAUGCCGGCAUUGUGCUCGGUUCGCUUGCCAAGGGUACGGAGCAGCAGGUACAUUCGCUGAUGCGGUUCAACACAGUCGAAGUGCUGAUCACGAUCAUCUUCGAUCCUAGCACGAACGAAAGGCUGAUGGAAACAUGUCUCGGUGCACUACAAACGAUCGUGCAGUAUCCGUUCGCCCCGUUGGAGCUUAUUCAUUCGGACAUAAACAACAUUAGGCGUUUGAUUCAAAUAGCAUCACCACGGAGCAGCUUCGCGUGCCAGAUGUACGUGGUAAACAUUUUCGUUCCUCUUUGCCACUCCUCGCACCAACAGAAGAACCUGUGCCAGGCGGAUGUGAUACCAUUUCUCGCGCGGCUCAUGAUCAGCGACAACACGACACUGCAAGUACCUGCACUGAAAUGUUUGGCGGCGAUGUGCUUCACCAACAAAUCGGUCUCCAACAUGGUACACUCGACGUAUCACGCCGAACGCUCCAUUCUGGACAUUCUGACCUCGCUGCUGUCCCGGACGCGCGACGUCGAGGUACAGUUGGCCGCUAGCCGGUGUCUCACGUAUCUGCAUCGUGCCGGUUCCCUGCCGGCUGAAGACUAUCGGAUCGUGUACAAAACGUUGCCCUGUUUGGCGCGACUUUGCUCGGAUGAGUUUGGCGAAUAUAUCCGUGCGACGGCAGCCGAAACGCUCGCCUAUUUGGCGGAAAUUGAUUCGGAACUGCAACGGCUGGCGGCGAUCAGUAAUCAUUUGAUUGCGUCACUUGCGAAUCUGAUCAAAUGUCCGUCGGUGCUGUCGAGGCAGGGAGCAUUCCGGUGUUUCGCUUCAUUGGCGGCCAAUGAUGAAGAAAUCCGUAAGCGCAUCAUCGAGAUGGACGGGCUGAUGGAGGAGGUGCUAAAUGGGCUGAAGGAUGGUUGCCCGGAGGUUCGGCUGUCCGCGGUACGAUGUCUUCAUUCGUUGUCCCGUUCGGUGCAACUACUUAGAACCACGUUUCAGGAUCACUCGGUGUGGCGUCCGCUGAUGGAUUUACUGUCUGGCGAACCAUCGCUCGAGCUGCAAACCGUGGUCACAUCGACGAUUUGCAAUCUGUUACUUGAAUUCUCACCUGCCAAGGAACCAAUGCUCGAAUCCGGUGCCGUCGAGAUGCUUUGUGAGCUUACCAAACAUCCCGAUCCGGCACUCCGAUUGAACGGAAGUUGGGCUUUGAUGAACAUGGCUUUUCAGGCCGAACAGCACGUAAAAACAAAAAUAAUCAACACACUAGGAACGGAUAGGAUAUUUCAAUUGCUGGGCGAUCGGGAUGAGCGCAUCAUCAUGAAAACGCUCGGUCUGCUGCGCAAUCUGCUUAGCAAUACGCUCCAUAUCGAAACGAUCAUGUCGGAACAUUCGAGUGAAGUUUUGAGGGCGGUGAGUCUCGUGCUAGACGAUCCGCACCCACCGGAGGUAAAGGAGCAAGCGAUAAUAAUCAUAGGUAACAUUACGGCCGGCGCACGGGACGAAGAUUAUGUGCUGCAGGAUGAAAAGAUUGUCAAAAAGAUUAGAGAUUUUUUGGUCGCCAACGACAAUAAACUACAGAUGGGUGCCGUGUUUGUCGUGCGAAACCUUUUAGACAAAAGCGGCCGGCAGCAUAUACUGCGGCAGUGGGGUUUUCUCGAAAAUCUCGAACAACUGCUACACAUGACACCGCAACACUCGCAGUUCUAUGAGGACAUACGGGAUGAAAUUUUAAGGUUUGACUACUCCGAAGACCAUUGAAAG